AUGUCAAAAAGUUCUUCUGAUGAUGAAUCAUUCACUCAAGAUCAACAUAGAUUUCAUAUUCAACUACCUCAAAGACAAAUAAACUUACAGCAGAUUCGAAAACAAAACAGUAAAAAGACUCAACCUUCAAAUCUUGCAAAAAAGGCAACUUCAAAUUUUGUAAAGGCUACUAAAAUCAAGUCAAGCAAACAACAAUAUCCUGAUUCUUAUACACCUAAAGAUCCCAAGGCUUCAGUUUCAAGUUCAAGACAUAAUUCAACUUCUGAAUCAAGUGAUGAUGGCGAAAACGAUAGUGAUUCAAUUUUUAGACAACACAUAAAUAUAGAUAAACAAUCAAAUUUACCACAAUUUAAAUUUACAGAAGGUGAUUUUCAAAAAAAUACAAGAUUUGAUGAUGAGAGUGAAUCGGAAGGUUCUGAUGAAGAUUUACAAGAAGAAUAUAAUCCAGCUCCUGAAUUUUAUCAAUAUGAUUCCUCAGAUGAAGAUGAAGAAGAAGAAGAAAAUAAUAAUGAACCAGAAGUUCCAAUAGAGAGAAAACAAUCACAUAAAUCAGUUAAAUCCACUAAUUCUAGAAAAUCAAGUACUAGUUUAUCACAUUUGCCACCUCCACAAAGACACGAGACUAAUAAAUCGACAGAAUCAAAUAAAUCAAAAGAUUCUGGCGUUUUAAAAGGAAUAUUACGUAAAAUGUCAUUAGCUGAUAGAUCACCAAUAGAUGAAUUAAAUCAAGAUAUGUCACAUAGUGAUACUUUUUUAGGUAGAGUAUUACAAUUUGGUUCACAAUCUCAACAAGGUGGAUUAUCGGGUGGUGGUUUAGUACCUGGAGCUACAAAAUGUUCAGAUUCAAUUCCUGAAGAAGAUGAAGAAAAGAAAGUUGGAUUUGCAAUUAAUGAAAAUGAUAGAGAUAUUGAAAUGAAACCUAUAAAUUAUGAUGAUUUAAGUGAAGAAGCAAAACAAUUAAUACAUCAACAUAUUCCAGAUUUACAUUCACGAGCCAGCUCAGCUACUAAUUCAAAUACAGUAACUCCGAAUAUUUCAACUGAUGAUUUAUUGAAAAAGAGAGAAGAAGAUAUUAAUGAAAAGCAAACUUCAACUGCUUCAUCAGCUGAAAAUCCAUUUUAUACACCUAAUCCUGAUUUAUAUCUCCGUGGUGGUCAUGGUGAAAACAAUGAAAAUGAAAAUGAAAAUCAUCCUCCUUAUGAAGCACCAACUGAUUUUUUACAAGAUUUAGAUGGUGAUUAUAUAGCACCUCCAAAACAAGUACAAGCUGGUGUUUUAUCUUCAUUAUUAAGAUUAUAUCAAAAUCCACAAGAUAAUAAAAGUGCAAGUUCAUUAAGUCGACAACUGACAAAUUUUACAUCUGAUGGAGAAAGUUAUGAAUCAGAUUCAGAUAGGAAAUCAUAUGCUAGUGAGUUCAAGAAAAUUAAAUCUGGAGUCAAGGGUGUCCAAAAAGCACCUGGUAAAAUGUAUAAUAAAGUAAAAGGAAAUUUCAAACAUGAUAAAAAUACACCACAACAUGAUCUUGAUUCAGAUAAUGAUGGUGAAAUACCACCACCUAUGGAUUCCAAUCUUCCUAGUUUUCAAAAUGCAAAACCAAAAGUCCCCAAAAAGAAACCAACAGAUAUAAAAUUGAAAAAAUUAAAACAUAGUAAAAGAAAAGCUGAAAGAUUAAGAAUUACAGUUCAUAUUGCUGAUAUUUUACAACGUCAAAAAUUUAUAAUGAAUAUGUGUAGAGCACUAAUGCUAUUUGGAGCACCAACGCAUAGAUUGGAAGAAUAUAUGAUUAUGACUUCACGAGUUCUAGAAAUUGAUGGUCAAUUUAUGUAUUUUCCAGGUUGUAUGUUGGUUAGUUUCGGUGAUGCUGCAACUAGAACUUCAGAAGUUCAUUUAGUUAGAUGUGCUCAAGGAUUAAAUUUGUCAAAGUUGGCAGAUACUCAUAAGAUUUAUAAAGCUGUUAUUCAUGAUUUAAUUGGUGUUGAAGAUGCUAGUAAGAAAUUAGAUGAAUUAUUAAAAUCAAAGAAUUUAUAUCCUCCUUGGUUAUGUGUUUUAUUUUAUGGUAUUGGUUCUUUGGCAGUUACUCCAUUUGCUUUUGAAGGUGGUUGGAUUGAUUUACCUAUUAGUUUUGGAGUUGGAUUAUGUGUUGGUUAUUUACAAUUUUAUGUUUCUUCAAUGUCAAAUUUAUAUAGUUCAGUUUUUGAAGUUUCUGCUGCUAUUGUUGUUGCUUUUAUAAGUAGAGGAAUUGGAUCAAUUAGACUGGGGAAUUUAUUUUGCUUUUCAGCAAUUACUCAAGGUAGUUUAGCUUUGAUUUUACCUGGUUAUAUAAUUUUAUGUGGUUCAUUAGAAUUACAAUCACGUAAUUUAGUAGCUGGUUCAGUUCGUAUGUUUUAUGCAAUUAUUUAUUCAUUAUUUCUUGGGUUUGGAAUUACCCUUGGUUCUGCAUUGUAUGGUUGGGUAGAUCAUAAUGCAACAUCACAAAAUUCAUGUCAACUGGGACAUUCAAUGAAUGAUAAAUUCAGAAUUUUAUUUGUUCCAAUGUUUGCUACAAUGUUGGGAUUAAUUAAUCAAGCAAGAUGGAAACAAUUACCAAUGAUGAUUUUCAUUGCUUCAGUAGGUUAUAUUGGUACAUAUUUUGCUGGUAAACAUUUUUCAAAUGUAACUGAAUUUACUGCAUGUAUUGGUGCUUUUAUAGUUGGAAUUUUAGGAAAUUUAUAUUCAAGAAUUUGGAAAGGUAUGGCUGUUUCGGCUAUGUUACCUGCUAUUUUUGUACAAGUUCCAUCUGGUAUUGCUUCAAAAUCUACAUUGAUUUCAGGGAUUGCAACAGCUGAUCAAAUUACAAGCAGGAAUGGGACAACAACAACAACAGAUGCUAAUGAUAAAACAUCGAGUUUAUCAUUUGGUGCAACGAUGGUUGAAGUUUCAAUUGGUAUUUCUGUUGGAUUAUUUGCUGCUGCUUUAGUUGUUUAUCCAUUUGGUAAGAAAAGAACAGGUUUAUUUACAUUAUAG
Insectozyma verbasci is the source of this 3003-nucleotide messenger RNA. The record is from the annotation of a GenBank genome assembly. NCBI's taxonomy places the organism in Eukaryota, Fungi, Ascomycota, Pichiomycetes, Serinales, Debaryomycetaceae.